CAGACACAGUGAGGAGUGGCAGUGCUGGAAAAAUAAAGUCCACCCUUGUAACAACCCAGAGUAAGUUGUGGAGAGAAUCUGUGGGAGGGGAAAAUGUUCUGAGUCCCUGAAAAGGUGUACAGGAGUAAACCCAAUCCUAUUCACCUCGCCGAACCGGUUCUUUUUUUUAUUGGCAGAGCAAAUUUUUUUCCGAAAGCGUUCAACUCGUAUUCCACGCCGGAUGUGGCGAAGCAUUCGCAAAAGGCAAAGGGCUGCGAAACACAACAGGGAGAAAGAGGAAACAAAUACGUUUCUUUCGGAAUUUCGAUCAGGAAAUCGGCAAACAAUUCCCCUUUUUUACCGUAUUUGUAAGUGGCAGUGAUCUGGCAUCAAUCCCAAUCCAUCUCCCAUCCAUCCAUCUAUCCGUCUCCAUCCACCUCCCAUCCAAUGGCCGAUUCGGAUUCUGGGAGCACGCUGAGCAACUUGGUGCUACUCUUCAUCUUCUCUCUCUUCUCCUGGAUUGCCUCUUUGCUCAUGGUCUUCGGAGGUGCGGCUCCUUACAUUCCGCAGUAUCGCCACAUACAGAGAAGCGGCAAUCCCGAGGGUUUCUCCACAUACGUGUGCCUGAUGCUGUUGGUGGCCAACAUCCUCCGCCUCUUCUUCUGGCUUGGAAGACACUUUGAGCUCACUCUCCUGUGGCAGAGUGUGGUGCUGAUCAUCACCAUGUUGGCCUUGCAGCAUUUGUGCUGUUCGCUGGAGACGUCAACCAGAGUUAGCACCAAGAAACAUUUUUUCACAGAUUUUGAGCCGAGAUACUUUUGGAACUGGAGCCGUUUUGUGGAUUACGUGCAGUUCUGUUUGUUCUUCAGCGUGUUCUGCCUCGUAAUUACUUACCUCCUGAUCGACUCCCAGCUCUACGUGGAAUCUCUUGGCUUCGCCGCUGUCCUCACUGAGGCUAUGCUUGGCGUGCCUCAGCUUUUACAGAACUUCAAGAACAAAUCCACAGCAGGAAUGAGUGUGAAGAUGGUGCUUUUGUGGAGUCUGGGCGAUACCUUCAAGACAGCGUACUUCAUUAUUAACGACACUCCCAUGCAAUUCUGGGUUUGUGGAAUUAUACAGAUUUGCACUGACAUCGCAAUCUUCCUACAGGUGUUCAUCUAUGGGCAAGGGACGCCCAAAAAAUAUUUCUAAUAGAUCUGGAAUGGGAACCGAGUUAACAGCUACAUUAAACCAUUUUUGUGCUGUGUGAGAUGUGGCCAGAACAUUGCCCCUUUCUUACUCUAUGCUGGGUGAUCUGUUCAGAUCAUCGGAAGUGCCUAGAACUAAAGAUUUUCUUGCCGUCAUUCCUUACAGGAUUCGUUCUAUCGCACAGUGCUUCUGUGUUUACCGCAGCGGAUUGCGUUUUCAGUGUGCAAUGGAAAGGACGCAGCUUUCAAUGUCUUUUAUAAAUUAUUAAGAGGCCCAGAUAUAUACAGUACCACCAUAAAGGCCCAAUUAGAUAAAGUGGUGCAGGAAACAAGGGAAUAGUUAUUGAAGCUUACGUAAGUCUUAACACAAAGCAUCUUGUUUGCAUUGUGUGUCAAAUUCUAGGUCAAAUAUUUUGUUACCAGUUACGCAUGAUAACCCGGAGAGUAUCUGUAUGUUUUAUAAAGAUUUAGCAUAUUAUUAGAGUACUUAAUGAUAAGUAGUAUUUGCAUACUUAUUGAUAAGCUACAACCAGGAGACAGUGAAAAGUGGGAUGCUGGAUAUGUGGAAUAUUUCGAUUAUGUUCCAAUGCAGUGUUUUGUAUGAAUAUUUAUCCAUUGCAGUAUUUGUCCAGCUAAAAUUGCCUAACCUAUUACAGUUGCACCUCGCAUUCUGCCUUGGAUUGCUGCAAAUCAGCUUAGCUUUGCCAAAUAUUUGAUCCUUUACGGAAGUAAGAUAAAUGGCUCUUUGAAUCAUCUCAUGACAAUCAGCAGCUAGACCAAAAUAUGUACAACAACUUGCAUUUAUAUAGUCCCCUUCAUGUAAGGUAGCAUUGUGAUGCGCUUUACAAUGGUAGCUGCCUAAAAGAGAGAUAACCUAUAAGAUGUGUUAUAACCUUGAUGCCUGCAUGUUCCACAUUUUAUAAGCAAGUUCCUCAGUAAUUUGUGUGUCAGCCUGGCUCAGUCGGGUAGCACUCUUACCUCUGAAUCAAACGGAUUGUGGGUCCAAGCCCCAUAAUGGGGGGUUGAACUCAUUCAGUCUAGGCUUACACUCCAACCAAUGCAGUUCUGGCUGCAUACUGCAGUGUUGGAGGUGUCACACAUCUGGUCAGACGUUAAACCGAGCUCCAAGUGGACGUAAAUGAGCACUAUUUGAAAAGAGAAGGGAUUUUGAAAUAAUAUUGGUUGUGGUUGUUUGUGGGCCUUUGCUGUGCUCAAAUUGGCUACCUUAAUUUCUUGCACAAUACAAUCUCCAUUCUUUACAGUGGAUCGUGAAGCUCUUUGAGACAUCCUCCCAUUCCUAAAGGCGCUGUAUCAAAUGCAAGGUUUAUUAUUAUUAUUAUUUCUAAAAGAUUAAUAAGUCUUCACCAAUUGUGUGUGGAUUACAUUAUCUGUGCUUCCUGUCAGCCACCUGGGGUCCAGUUUGCGAGACACGUAGUCAACGUGACCUGGUUGUGACAUCAAAUCAACACCAAACACAAACUUCCUAUGAUUUCUCUGGAGGUCUGUAAUAUACAUAUAAACAAAUGUUUUGAUGAGGUUUCUGCGGUUCUAUUGCAAGCGACUCACUGAAAUAUUUAUGUUGGUUUUUUUUUAACCUUGGGUCAAAUAUAUUUGAGUGUAUAUCAGCGGUUGUCUUGCUCCCUUCCAGAUAUUUUAUUCAGGGUUUAUUAUUCUGCUAAAUAUUUUUGUUAUCGUUAAAAAAAUAUGGUGUUGUAUAU
Callorhinchus milii (elephant shark) is the source of this 2884-nucleotide messenger RNA. Its product is annotated as solute carrier family 66 member 2. Bases 427 to 1170 code for a protein of 247 amino acids. The transcript has 5 exons. Gene Ontology annotation, cellular component: endosome; trans-Golgi network. NCBI's taxonomy places the organism in Eukaryota, Metazoa, Chordata, Chondrichthyes, Chimaeriformes, Callorhinchidae. Gene Ontology annotation, biological process: phospholipid translocation; retrograde transport, endosome to Golgi. The record is from RefSeq and is a predicted model, not a curated record.